CCCGCGGACCCGCCCCUUCUCUCUGGCUUCCCGGCUCACCACGCGCAGCCUCCACCUCCGCCUGCCCGAUCCUAGGGAGGGCCUCCCUGCCCCGGGGGGCCUCAGAUACCCACGGAGUCACUCCAGCUCUGGCAGCUCUGGGACAAACGCGGACUCCUCCUCUGGUAGCUGCCCACGGAGACCAUGAACGAGGUGAAAGAGUCCCUUCGCAACAUCGAGCAGAAGUACAAGCUGUUCCAGCAGCAGCAGUUCACGUUCAUCGCUGCGCUGGAGCACUGCAGGGAGAACGCCCACGACAAGAUCCGGCCCAUUGCCAGCAUUGGACAGGUGCAGAGCUACACAGAACACUACUGCAACAACUCCACGGACCGGCGGGUCCUGCUCCUGUUCCUGGACAUCUGCGCGGAGCUGAACAAGCUCUGUCUGCGCUUCGAGACGCUGCACUCUGGCACCCCGGUCACCAACAGCCUCCUGGAGAAGUGCAAAGCCCUUGUUAGCCAAAGCAACGACUUAAGCAGCCUCAGAGCAAAAUACCCUCACGAUGUGGUGAACCAUCUCAGCUGUGACGAGGCCCGGAACCACUACGGGGGUGUGGUCAGCCUCAUCCCCAUCGUGCUGGACUUGAUGAAAGAGUGGAUUGCCCACUCAGAGAAGCUGCCCCGCAAGGUGCUACAGCACGUGAGUGAGCCCCAGGUGGGCCAGGCGGUCACCGGAGCCUCUCUUCCUUCCCAGCGUUGGCAAAGGCCACACAAGUGUAGGCGGCUCACCAAAGACAGCCUCAGACCUAGGGGGAAAGACAAAGGACACUCAAAACCUCCCUGGAGACCACCUGGUGGGAAGCUCUAACCAGCCAGGGCCUGCUCCAUCAGCGGGGGCGCUUGUUAUUUAACUCGUCUGCCCAUGUCGAGCCACUGUCACUGGCGCCCACAGUCCCUGCCACGUAGCCCCAGAGAGCAGCCAAUAUAUCAUUGAGAACCUCUCUCCCUCUCUUGCUGGAACUUCUCAUUUCCACUCUGAGCAUCGGGCUUUGUGCUGUUUGAAAGGAUCCCACUUAGACAAGCUGCCUGAACACUGUGGUAUUGGCGAGGGUGUCCCAGGAAGAGUGACAAAGAGAACGGGCACUGAGCUGCCCCUCGGGUCGUUCUUGGGCCACACCCACCCCAGUACUAGGCCUGCCCAGGCAGUGGCUCUGGCCUUGCAGUGAGCCAUCCAGCUAGCUCUUGCCCCACCAGCAGAUACCAUAGGCAAGGCACGCGCUUCCUCUGCGGGCCGGGACGUUCCCCCUCCAGAUGGAGUGGGGGUCAGUGGACCUCGGUGUUUUGUUCCUGGACCAGAACACACCUUUCCCUCUCCUUUCCUUGGGAGAUGGAAACUCUGACAGAAGCCAAAACAUUCUGAUUUUGCGGCCCCUGUGCAAGGGUGACAACCUGCUCUGUACAGCAGAGUCACGUCCAAAUGCUGUGAAAUGUGUCCCCCGCUUCUGAGCCUGUCGGAACGCAUGUCUGACUGCUGGUUUUUCCCUUCACAGGGGACGACUUAGCUUCUGUAUUGUUGCUUCUUCGGGGGGAGAGAGUCAAGAAUAAAACGUGUUCUACCACCUC
Tupaia belangeri chinensis (Chinese tree shrew) is the source of this 1601-nucleotide messenger RNA. RefSeq names its product sperm acrosome associated 9 (gene SPACA9). The record is from RefSeq and is a predicted model, not a curated record. The coding region runs from base 184 to 846 and encodes 220 amino acids. Gene Ontology annotation, cellular component: sperm flagellum; acrosomal vesicle; ciliary base. The transcript is spliced from 4 exons. NCBI's taxonomy places the organism in Eukaryota, Metazoa, Chordata, Mammalia, Scandentia, Tupaiidae.